AUGGGACACCCGGGCCAUAUACAGCGAUCAGUAUGGGACACCCGGGCCAUAUACAGAGAUCAGUACGGGACACCCGGGCCAUAUACAGCGAUCAGUAUGGGACACCUCAGCUGUAUACAGCAAUCAGUACGGGACACAGGGCCAUUAUACAGCGAUCAGUACGGGACACCCGGGCCAUAUACAGUGAUCAGUAUGGGACACCCGGGCCGUUUCCAGCGUUCAAUACGGGACACCCAGGCCGUAUACAGUGAUCACCUUGGCGAGCAGUACUACAAAGAUGCCAUUGAACAGUGCCACAACUAUAAUGCCCGGCUGUGUGCAGAGAGGAGUGUGAGGCUACCUUUCCUGGACUCGCAGACCGGAGUGGCUCAGAGCAAUUGUUACAUCUGGAUGGAGAAACGGCACCGCGGGCCAGGAAUGGCCCCAGGACAGCUCUACACUUACCCUGCUCGUCGCUGGAGGAAGAAGAGGAGGGCACAUCCCCCUGAGGACCCACACCUUAGCUUCACAGCUCUUAAACCAGAGCUAGAUUUGGGCCUGAAGAAGGAUGUUUUGGUGCCCCCUGAUGGCAGCAGCCUGGAGGCCUUACUGCGAGGAGAGGCUGUGGAGAAACAGCGAGGAAUAUCUGACCACCGAGAUGAUGACAGUCUUAAUGACUACCCUGUGAACAACAGCCGUGCCAGGAAGGUGUGUACAGUCUCAGCACAGAGACAUAACCCUACAGUAAAGGGUCAGCCAUGCUAG
This is a messenger RNA of Rhincodon typus (whale shark), 744 nucleotides long. Its product is annotated as zinc finger protein ubi-d4-like. The transcript is spliced from 4 exons. NCBI's taxonomy places the organism in Eukaryota, Metazoa, Chordata, Chondrichthyes, Orectolobiformes, Rhincodontidae. The record is from RefSeq and is a predicted model, not a curated record. Bases 1 to 744 code for a protein of 247 amino acids. Gene Ontology annotation, cellular component: nucleus.